UGUUCAUAUAAAAACGUCACUUGCAAUGUCUUACUUCUUCAACUUAAACACAAACUUAAUAACUAAAGAUGGCUUCAAGUUUCAGUUUAUAUCUACUUCUCCUGUGCUUCUUCAUCGCCAUUGUAUCAGGACAAAAUACUUCCACUAGUACAAAAACUUUCACCUUGUAUAAUAACUGCAAAGAGACAAUAUGGCCUGGAAUUAUUACAAAAGGUUACAAUAGUCAUGGGGCAGGGUUUGUCCUAAAAUCAGGCCAAACCGCCUUCUACAGUGCCCCAACCGGGUGGAGUGGCCGGAUAUGGGCUCGAACCGGUUGUGAUUUCGACAAAAACGGUAACGGAUCAUGCCAAACAGGCAGCUGUGGGACAUCUCUAAAUUGUUCAAGCCCAAGUAGCCCGCCAAACUCAAUUGCCGAAUUUACCCUCGGAGAUGUCGAUUUUUACGAUGUUAGCCUUGUGGAUGGAUUUAAUGUACCUAUAGUAAUUUCACCUCUUAAGGGUAAAGGAAAUUGUAGCAUUGCUGGUUGUGAUGGAGAUGUAAGGCAAAAUUGUCCGUCGGAUCUCGCCGUUAAGUCCGACGGGAAGGUCAUUGCCUGCCGGAGCGCAUGUGAUGUGUUUAACUCCGAUGAGUACUGUUGUAGAGGAGCAUAUAGUGAUCCUGUGGCUUGUGUACCCUCAAACUAUUCCAAAGGGUUUAAGCAAGUUUGCCCUUCGGCUUCUAGCUAUGCAUUUGACAGGGAUCAAACCAGUAUUAUAACAUGCUCAGCAACAGAUUAUAUUGUCUCAUUCUGUGCAACAAGGAACCAAACCUUCUGCUCUUACCAUGACAACAAGGUUGUCUGCAAUACGACAAAUGGAUCAAAAGCACUAGUACCCAAAGGAUGGUGGAAUCUAAUGGUGGCUCUGCCUUUGGCAUUUAUUUUACAAAUCAAGAUUUAGCCAUUUCUGUGAUUCUGUAUAGUGUGUUUCUCAUUUUUGAAAUGAAAAUUUGGAUUUCUCCCGUGCAUUAUAUUUCUUUUUUUUCUUUUCUUUUCUUUUCUUUUCUGCUUGAUCAUUUCACAUGUAAACUAAGUUGCUUAACCACAAGAAUUUUCAGUUUCA
Messenger RNA from Jatropha curcas, 1100 nucleotides. Its product is annotated as pathogenesis-related thaumatin-like protein 3.5. NCBI's taxonomy places the organism in Eukaryota, Viridiplantae, Streptophyta, Magnoliopsida, Malpighiales, Euphorbiaceae. The record is from RefSeq and is a predicted model, not a curated record.